CCAUCUGACGAUCGUGUCGACGAGAUUAUCGAACGUACUGCUAAAUUUUUAAAUUCUAGCACCGAUAGUCAGAUGGAAAUUGUUAUUCAGGCUAAACAAGCCAACAAUCCAAAAUUCUCCUUUCUGAAUAAAGAUGAUCCUUUAUAUCCUUAUUACAAACAUGUGCGUUUGUUGUUACAAACCGGUCUCUUUUCUUAUGAAGAUAGUGAUAAAGAAGAUAACAGCACGUUUGGCAAUAAGGCUUAUAAGAACCUUGGAAAAAAUAUUACUAAACAAUAUAAAGGUGACAGUUUAAAAUCACGCAAAGAUAACGAUAAUGAUCUCUUGAAAUCUACUGAUUUCAAAGGAGCGAACCACGAACUAAAUUCCUCUGGUGUUAAUUCUGAGGAUUCUUCUAAAUCUUCAAAGUCUCAAUCUCAACCUAUUGGCCCUGUUAU
Molecule: messenger RNA, 437 nt
Organism: Scutellospora calospora
Lineage: Eukaryota; Fungi; Glomeromycota; Glomeromycetes; Diversisporales; Gigasporaceae
Source: the annotation of a GenBank genome assembly